Molecule: messenger RNA, 5782 nt
Organism: Talpa occidentalis (Iberian mole)
Lineage: Eukaryota; Metazoa; Chordata; Mammalia; Eulipotyphla; Talpidae
Gene: SHE
Product: Src homology 2 domain containing E
Exons: 6
Coding region: 19-1530 (503 amino acids)
Molecular function (GO): phosphotyrosine residue binding
Source: RefSeq, a predicted model, not a curated record
GCGCCCCAGCCCCGGGGAAUGCAGUGGCCCCCGGCCCCUGGCGCCUCUCCGUGUCUGGGCUGGGCCUCCUCGCUCGCCUGCUCCGCGGCCGCGACGCUCCUCAGCCGCGCCGGCCGGGCCCCCCUCAUGGCGGCCAAGUGGUUCAAGGAGUUCCCCCUGAACCUGAAGACCGUGUCCGAGCGGGCCAAGCCCAGCGGCGGCGCAGGUGGCAAACUGCGCAAGAACUCGGAGGCGGGCGGCGCGGGACCCGCCCCGGGCAAGGGCCGCAAGAACUCGGCGGCCGAGCUGGGGAGCGGCAGGGCUGGCGCCGGCGCCCCCAAGGACAGCCGGCUGUCCCGGGACAGCCUGCAGGGCCUGAUCCAGGCCGCCGCGGGCAAGGGCCGCAAGAACUCCCGGGUCACCGAGGAGGAGCCCCACCGGGGCGCGGCCAAGAUCUCGGGCUGCAGCACCUACAUCAACAGGCUCAUCAAGGUGGACACUCAGGAGAAGAACGGGAAGAACAAUUACCCCAGCAGCAGCAGCAGCAGUAGCAGCAGCAGCAGCAGCAGCUCCUCCUCGGCGUCUUCUUCCCCUUCCUCCCUGGGCCCCGAACUGGACAAGGGCAAAAUUAUUAAGCAGCAGGACACGGUCAUCAUCCUGGAAGACUAUGCUGACCCUUAUGAUGCCAAACGGACAAAAGGUCAAAGGGAUGCAGAGAGAGUAGGAGAGAAUGACGGUUAUAUGGAGCCCUAUGAUGCCCAGCAAAUGAUAACAGAGAUCAGGCGACGAGGUUCCAAAGACCCCUUGGUGAAGGCCCUCCAGCUGCUCGACAGUCCCUGCGAGUCAGGGGAGAACGGCAUGAAAUCAGACACACUGGCCAAGAGACGAAGCUCCAAGGACCUACUGGGGAAGCCUCCCCAGCUGUACGACACUCCCUACGAGCCUGCAGAAGGAGGCCCCCGGACGGAGGGGAAGGCCUGGCCCCCGGAGGGACACAGCCGGCUGCCUGAGAACGACGAGCGGCCAGCGGCUGAGUACGAGCAACCCUGGGAAUGGAAAAAGGAGCAGAUCGUGAGGGCUCUGUCAGUUCAGUUUGAAGGCGCUGAGCGUCCUGCCAUCAAGGAGGAGACAGUGAGGCAGCACCACCGACAGAAGAGCUGGACCCAGAAGAUCUUGAAGCCAGUGCUCGCUGACCACGCUGAAGGGGAGAGAGUGGACCCAGCCCUGCCCCUGGAGAAGCAGCCUUGGUACCAUGGGGCCAUCACGCGUGCUGAGGCUGAGAGUCGACUGCAGCCUUGCAAAGAAGCUGGUUACCUGGUUAGAAAUAGCGAGUCGGGGAACAGCAAGUACUCCAUUGCACUCAAGACUAGUCAAGGAUGUGUCCACAUUAUCGUGGCUCAGACCAAAGACAACAAGUACACACUGAACCAGACAAGUGCUGUGUUUGACAGCAUCCCUGAAGUGGUACACUACUACUCCAACGAAAAGCUGCCUUUCAAGGGGGCAGAACACAUGACCUUGCUCUACCCCGUGCACAGCAAGCUGCACUAAGGUUUGGCCACUGAAUCCCCAGGCCAGGCCUCUCACACCUAAGAGAGGACAUCAGCACCCACCCAGCAGCUCAAGACAAGGCUGGACUGUGCCACAAUAAUUGUAGGAAAUGACAGAGACUUCAUUUACAAGUCAAAAAGUCUUUGGCCUAUAAUCCAUUCCAUGACACCUGGUUACCGACCUGUCUGUUUUCUCUGUGCUACAAUGAGAAACCAUGAUUUCCCUGUUGCCUCCACUCUUUGAAGAAGAGUGUUCUCUUGAAGGUAUGAACCUCAGGAAAGGUAAGUCAGGAGCGCAGGAAAAUUAAGAUUGUCUAAAAAUGUGCUCAUCGUUAAUCUGGAGUCUCUGGUCUUCAAACCAACCAACCCCAAAAAAUCACUUUUACAGAAGAUGACAGAAAAUGAUGAUGUGGACCAGAAGAGCACUUGAUACUGAACCCCUUUUUGGGGAAAAGGAUGAGCAGUGGGAAAUAAAUGGCAGUGAGCACCUUGGAGAAAGCUGUUUUUCCCCUUUUCUCCUUUGAGGUCCUAGUUCAGCUCUGCAGUCCAUGAAAUUCCUAACUUUAGUGUCUGACAAAAGGAUUGUUUUGUUCAUCAGCCUUCUAAGGAAGUUCGUAUUUUCUGAAUCUCCAUGAACUUUUUCAUCAUUUUUCAGCAAAUCAGUAAAAGAGCAUAAAUAGGUAGGAAGUACCCUUGAUUUAAGAAUCGCCCAUAUAAUUAAUAUUGGCAUUCUUGUUAUAGUUCUGAAGUAUAGGAUAAAAUACACAACAAAGCUUUCAUUUCUGAUUUUUAAAUAAUCUGAAAAUUUACAAAGCUCAAUAGUAAUAAAAACUGUUUCCUUAUUGGAUAACUAUACAGAACUUUGGACAUCCUUUGUUUCAUCUUUAGUUUUAGUUGUUAUGGAAGCAUUUAUCAUUUGUGUCCCUCAGAUGACAUUUGUUUUGUAAUUUUAGAGUAAAUUAAAAUAUGUACAUAUAUAUAUAUAUAGAUAGAUAGAUAGAUAUAGAUGGAUGGAUAGAUAGAUAGAUCGAUCUAUAACACCAGGAUCUGGUCAUGUGAACUAGGUCUCUAAAGUCUGCAGAGUCGCUUAUGUUAUACAAAGCAGGCUGGUUUCCACUGUAUAAAAAGAUUUUUUAACAGUUUUGAGGUUUUCUCUACUUUGGCUUAAGAAAUUAAAUUAAUAUCAUAGUAUUAUUAUCUUUAUGACUUAUUGUGAACUUAUAUUGCCAAUUUUCUUACUGUGAAAACAAAAGACAAAACUUGGCGAUGGCAUGCUGUGAGAAGACUCUCCCAUGGGUGGCUCUCGUCAAAGCCCCGCAGGGGCGCUGGGUUCUGAGCUUUGGGAUUUAGUUCUCCAAUUGGUCCAGAUGCAGAUGUGCUGUCAGCAAUGAAAAAUUAACUUUUGUAGCUUCUUUUAAAUACACAUAGAAUCAUGAUUUGGUUGAUUUUUUUUAAAGCCAGUAUACCUUUCUAGUUAUUAAUUACCAUUUUGCUGUUAUAACUUAGGGGUUAGUAAAUAUUUGCUUCUUUAUUCAGUUAAAAUCUUAACCAAAGAGUUUUAUAGUCUUUGAUUCAAAAAUUUGAGAGGAACUUCUUCUGACUGGGUCGCAACGAUAUUAUCAUUACAGAGUGUUUUGUUUAAGUACUGAUUGAACUUUUUUAAAGUGUACUGGUUCUUUAGUGAAGAUUUUUUUAAAAAAAAAUUAGCAUCUAUUCCAAUUCCAUUCAAUAAAUAUUUAUUGUCUUCCAUAUACAAAUAAUUCAUUGUGUUACACUUAUUUUUAGUUCAAUAUUCUAGAGAUGAAAUCUUGUUUUUUACUUAACCUAUUCUACAAAGGAAAUAUAGCAGUUAUCCUAAUUUUAAUAAAUGCUAAAAACGUUAUAAAAUUUUUCUUGGCACACUAAAUGAUUUUUGGCUCAUUCCCAGCAACUGUGUUGAAUAUAUAAUGAAAUAACAUUUUGAAAGCAGAACUGAUACACAAGUGUUUAUUGUCUGACACAUGCCAGGUAUUGUGCUUUCUCUAUAGUGUUUUUCUGUGGCAGUCAUGCUGUUUUCUUUACAUGGUUAUAAGUGGAGGAGAUGUGGAGGUUAUAUAUAGUCCCGUUACUUCACAGUCAUACACAAGCUUAGAAGGAAAAGAAAUAUAGUAAAUUAUUAGAAGGGGAGAGGGGUUAAGCAACUAUUUUCUUCUUAAGGUUGUGACACAAGCUGACAAAAGCCAGGGAAUUCACAGCUGGGUGGUGGCACAAAGUAGCAUAUGUUCUAGAAACAAUUAGGCCCAGCAGGGUGUCCCUAAUGGCUUCCUUGUUAAGCCUCCCGCACCGCCAACCUGAAGCCUUGUGACAUGUUUCCUCUCUGAGCCCGAGUGCUCGGGCUUUUGUCAUUUUGUCUCUGUACAAGUCUUUUCCUGUUGGCUUCAUCCUUUUGCGUUAAUUCUGUUCCCCAGAAUAUUUUCUGAUUCUUUCUGGAGUGAAUAAUGAGGUCUUGUAGCAAAUAUUUGCUCACUUGCCUUAAAUGUAGUAUCCACUGAGUCUCCUGCAUCUGUGUUCUCCUGCAUCACACCUUCUUUUAAAAAAUGCUCUACUCUAGUUGCUUAAUGAGUUUCUUUAGAUGGUACAUUUCAGAUCUAUAAGAACAGAGGGUAAAUAGAUAUUUCCAUUUGCUUUGCUACCAUGGCUAUUUCUGUCAAGAUGGAUUUCAACGUUUAGUCUCCAUGAAUUGCUGAAUUGUUACUCAUUUACUGGCCUCUGCCACAGGAUGGGGCAGUGUAAUCUAUAGGGACAGCCAGAAGUUUUGAGAUGGGACGAUUGUAUUAAUUUUUUCACUGAAUUUAUUUCAAUAUGUUAUUACCCUGUAGCCAGCCAUUGUUACUAAAACUUAAUUCGGAACAACUGAGCAUCUGUGAAAUUCUGCAGUUGCUUUUUAAAUGAGGGUAGCCUUUCUGGUCUAUUAAAAUCCCCUUUUUUAGUCAAAGUUUAGUGCCUCAUUUUUCUUCAUUCUGGGAGGCAGGGGAACCAAGAUACCUGGAUUUCAUUUCUCUACAUUCUUUUAGUAGUUAGCAGAAUUUCUUUGAAACCUUUCUCAGAUGGCUCUCCUUCAUUAGUUGUCUCUCUCCGACUUUCCCUAAUCAGCACUAUUUUGGCUUUAUGAUCUUUUUAGAAUUACUCUUCUUUAUUCUUAUCUCUAAUUUUUGUUCCUCAUUAACUUGGGCUUAGAAAAACUUGGCCUGCAGUGGAGCUGCCUUAAUUUCUGACCCUGUAGGAAGAAGACGGUGUGCUACUGCCAUCUAGUGGAAAAAGAGCAAACUGCUGUGGGAAGCAGGCAGAGCUUUAGGGUAGGGCUUUCUAAAGGAUUUCUGAUACAGCCCAAGGGGGUGGGGGAUGACACAGCAGUUGCCAUCUUGAAAUCUGCCCUUUCCUCAGAAAGGGUAGUUGGCAAUCUUAAUACAAUUCUCUUCACGAGGCCCUGGAUUACGGCUGGAUCACGUAGUUUAGAAUCUUAAAUUAUAAUUUGAUAAACAUGCUGGUAGCAGAUCACUGGGGCAUUGUAGUGCCAUCAAAGCACGGAGCAGAUUCUCUGUGGAUCCAGGCAGAUGAGUAAAGGAGAGUCCUGGAGCCCUCAGUGGCUUUUUCAGGCUUUUAACGAUGCUUCUACACCAUUUGCAAUGACGCAACCAGGUGUGGGCAGGCAGCGGGGCCUGGGAGCCAGGAGGCUGGCAGCCUCUUUACCCCCGGUGAAUCUUCACUCUUUCUGGGCUCUCUGGCAUUCUCUUGUGGUCUCCACUGGUCUCUACUGCACUCUGCCCCACGGUCCUCUGUCUCCUCCAUCCUCUGCUGCUGCCCUUACAUGCUCGGCCUCCAGAAUCAGGUGCUCCCACUCACACACGCCCACAGCGCUCUCCAGGUGCCGCCAUCAGGUGCGCAUGUAAGACCACAGGUGUCCAUCAUUGAUGCUAAUGGUGGGAGGGUGGGAAAAACCAGAUCACUUCCACUUACCCUACAGGCAGGCGUCUCAUUUGCCAAUUUCUUAACCAAUUAUUUUUGUCGGGGGACUUUAAUAUCUUAAUUGUCAACUAAUAUGUUUUAACUUCUGAAAAUAUUUGAAGAUUGUAUGUAAUAAAGGUGCCUAUCUUUUGUGCUUUAAUAAUUUAAAUUCUUCCAGAAAGGUUUUAUAAAAUUUCUGGAUGUAUUGCAGUAGCCAAUAUAGGCUGAAGAUGGUUUACUCUAAAAUGUAAAUUUAAAUAAAUAUUAUU